AUGGUAGCGGAGCUGGUUCGGACCUCCCAGGAGGAGGCUUCUUCCAGCCAGGCACCGCAGGGUGCCAAAGGGAGCGGAGCCGCUGAAGCUCCAGCUCGACCGCGCCGCCCUCUCAUGGGCGAGCGCACAGAAGAGCCCGCGCAAGGCCCUGGGAAGAAGAAGAACGGCCGAGGUGCCCAAGCGACCCGCUCUGCCGGCUCCUCUUUCUUAGCAGGGACGGCCCCGCUAGAAGAGGAAGCUGCAGCAGCAGCGGGCGCGGGGCCUGUGAAGACUGGAACCUUGGGCACCGCCGCGGUGUCCAAGGAGGACUCAGAGCUGGGGACGACCGGGUCUGUACCCUCUCUUUCGCGCCUCUCGGCGCCGCGGGCCUCGCGGGUGGCGCGGGCCGCAGAGCCAGCCGAGGCCACCCCGGAGGCAAAGCCGAAGGCCUUGCCAAAGGGCGCUCCGGCAGCGAAGGCCCCAACGGUGAAGGCGCCGCCGCCUCACCUUGGGCCACCGCCUCCACUGAACACCUCACCGGCCGACGACGGUGAGCAGGUGGAGACAGAGGAGAGUUCCUCUGAGGGCCAAGGGCCGUGCCAGUUCUUGAACGGACUCAGGCACGCGGCCCGGAGCAGGCCAGAGACUUCUUGGGAAGGGAACCCAAGGCUGGCACAGCAGUACGGAGAAGCCCUGACCUUGCUGGACGAGAUCAGCCAGGCUAUCUUCGCGCUGCGCGGGGAAGUGGCAACCCUUAGGGGGUUGCUGGAGAGCCAAGCGCAGCAGCUGCAGGCUGCGAUUGGCGAGCUUGCGGCCCAAAGACAGCAAACACAGGGCCUUGCUGCAGCAGCCGCUCCGGCGGCACCCGCCCCUGCGCCUGCGCAGGCGAGCGGUGGAGGGCACUUGCUCAAGAGCAUGCGGCUCCCUGCCGCCUUUAAGGGGCGAGACGACUGGGAGCGCUUUGCCUUUCAGGCAGAGUCCUACCUGGCGGUCGUAGACACCAGGUACCCAGCAGAGCUGGAGGUGGCUCGAAAGUGCAAGGUGCCACUCCAGAUGACCGCCAUGACCGAAAUGGCGCAGGGCGUGAGGGAGGUAGUGGUGAGCUACUUGCAAGCCAAAAGGGUUUGGACCCCGAGUGCGGGCUACGCCGCCUCUUCCCGAAGGGACCCUAACGCCAUGGACAUUGGCAGAAUAGGGGACCACGGAAAAGAAGGGAAGGGCAAAGGCGACCAAAAGGGCAAGAAGGGGGACAAGGACCACAAGAAGGGCAAGGGCGACCACGACAACAAAGGAAAGAAAGGGGACAAGAAGGGGAACCAGCAAGGAGGCAGAGACGGCAAGGAAAGAUGCCCAAUCUGCUGGAAAACGGGGCACACCGUAAAGGAGUGCUGGUUCAACGCCAAGGGGAAGGGCAAAGGCAACAAAGGCCAGGUGGCCCAACGCGGCCACCACGUUGUCAACAGCCUCCUUGGCCAGGUGCGCCAGGUGCGCGACGACCGCAUCUUAGGUGUGCGGUUUGCCCCGCCUCACGACACCGAGCCAGAGGAAGAAAAGAUCCUCAAGGUGUCGGGGAGUCUUCUCGUGGACUCCGGGGCGCGUGUGUCCGUUUGCAGGCCCGAGGCGUUUCCCGACCUGCAGCCCGCGGGCCCACCAAAGAGCCUUUACUCGGUGGACAACAGCCGCCUGAAGACAAAGGGCCGUGUCCAGCCGAGCCUCCUCUUAGGGGAGGAGCGCCAGUCCUGCAAGGUCAACUUUGAGGUGACCGAGGACAUAGAGGACGAGAUCCUCAGCAUCAGCCGUGCUGUUGAGGCCGGUGCGGGCAUUUGGCUCCACCGAGAGGACAGCCACAUUUUGUGGCCAGACGGCGUCCGAGCCUCGAUCCUCAAGAGAGGGUCACAGUUCCUCCUACCCUACGAGCGGGAGCUCCCGCCGGGCGCAAAAAAAAAGGACGCGGCGAUGGAAGCAGCAGCAGCCGAAGAGGCCGAAGCUGCUGAAGAGGAAGAGGGCGUGGUGCGAGAAGUGCGUGGAGGGGCGCGCGAGGACCCGCACCGCCGCCGUGAGCCCGCUGAUGAUCCGGUGACGCCACUUGUCACCAUGGAUUAUCAGUUCUACAGCCGGGACGGGAAAGAAGUUGAGGAAGAAGCGUCGCUUGCCACGGUGCUGAACCUCACAGACAGAGCCACUGGCUGGACUCUGUCAAUUCCCGUGGCGCACAAAGGGCACAGAUACGCGGCCUACGCCGCGGGGCUUGUGGAGCAGUUCGUGGAUCGCCUGGGGUACGACAAGUUCACCCUGCACGUCGCCUGGCUGCAGGCCCGUUCCAAGUCAACGGACGGGGUGACACCAUAUCGGGCAGCCACUGGCACCGACUGUGGUGGAGCGCUUUGCUCUUUUGGGGAAACCGUGCUAGCCAAGCUCCCAAGGCCCGGGAACAAAGCGCAAGUGCGCUGGGUCAAAGGGGUCUGGACUGGCAAGCUGGAGCGCGACGACUCCCACGUGGUGCUGACCGAAGCAGGCGCACUCAACGUGAGGAGCGUCAGGCGACUCUCGCCGGAAACCCGGCACCAGACGGCAGCCGCUCUCAAAGCGUGCGGCCUGCCUUGGAACCCCAGAUUUGGCCGCGCAGCACCAGCAGAGCGCAGCGAGCCGAUGAUGGUGCCAAUCCCUCUGGCCACGCCGGCCGAGGAGGUGGAGCGGCGAGAACCGCCCGGUGAGCGCUGGCUCUUUCACGACGGGCCACGGCCCGACGACGAGGCCCUCCUAGUGGAAGGAGCCGAGCAGGCCAGCAGGCUCCCGGACGCCAGUCCCACCCAGGACCUGGCUAACGCCGACAUACCGGACUACGAACCGUCCGACGUGGAGGCAGCACCCGCCGCAGCAAGCGCGCCGCCACCACAGGCGGCAAGCCCCGCCCCAGCCGCCAACGACGGCUCAGGCGAAGGGGGGCAGAAGCGCGACUCUGCGGGUUCCUCCGCGAGCGCAGCGGCAGCACAGCAGCCGCCUGCAGCUAAGAGCCGCACGGAGCCCAAGAAGGCACCGCGGCUAGGAGCGCUCACUGAGCGCGAGGUGUGGCAGCACAUCGCUGCCUUAGCCGACGCGCCGCUCACCAACUACCAGGGUGAGCGGGUCGAGCAGGCACGCAAAGAGCAGCUGAGAAAGCUGUGGGACCGAGGCGCUUUCACGCCCGUGCUGCGGUCUGAAGUACCGCGCGGGGCGCAGCUCUUUAGGGCAAAGUGGGUCGACAAGUGCGACAAAGGGCGGUACAAGUCCAGAUGUACAUGCGCCGAUGUCAAGGCCCGCUACAGCCCAGAGCAGGAAGCUGGCAUGGACAUUUUCGUCCCAACGCCAACGCCCGAGAGUCACUCCCUUUUGGAAGUAGCAGCGCUACACAACGAAGGGUGGGUCACUAGGUCUUUGGAUAUAGUGGCAGCCUUCUUGAUUGGGAGGGACCGCAGUGCGGCGGAAGGCUGCCCGGUCUAUAUGCACGCGCCCGUGGAGUGGCGCGAGCUCUUUGACCAAUGGGUUUUGGAGCAGCCAACAAAGGACCAGCAGUGGUACCGAGACCACUUCCGGGACUUUGUGUUUAGGGUGGACGGCAACCUUUACGGCCGUAGAACGGCCGGGUCCGUCUACAGGGACGAGCUGGAGGAAGUCUUGACUGGCAAGCUCAGCAAGGACUACGACUUCCAGCGAGGCGUGAAGGACCCGUGCGUGUUCCUAGACCGCCGGUCCGGCUUGAUCCUUCUCCACCAUAUCGACGACAUUCGUAUAACGGUGGGAGAACUGGAGGAGCCGGGCACAGCGGUGGAGGUCCUCGGAAGGACCAAGGUGCGCACCGAGGACUCAAUCCUCACGCUGCCCGACAGCAAGCACGCAGACAAUGUGUGCGAGCAGCUCGGCAUAGGGCCCAAAGACAAAGGGGUCGUGCCGAGCAAGCCUCUGGACCUGUCAAGGUCCGAGGAACUCUCUGCGGGAGACUCCGCGAGGUUCCGCAGUGCCGUCGGUAGUGCCAUCUACCUGUCGGCAGACCGGCGCGACAUACAGUUCGCCGUGAAAGAGCUGGCACGCAGACUGCAGAACCCACGCAUCUGCGAUUGGCUCGCUGCGGAAACCCUCGCGCGAUACCUGCGGGCAACCCCGCGGUUUGGAAGAGUGGUUGUGCUGGACCCGGCGUCCAAGAGCACAGCCCUUCUGAACUUGGAGGUCUACUCAGACUCCGACUGGGCGGGGUGCCCAGAGACAAGAAGGAGCACAGACAACAUAGUUGCCUGUCUCGGGGGAGCAGUCAUCCAGACAAGCUGCCAGACACAGCCCGGCCUCCCAGCAACCUCCAGCGGAGACGCGGAGAUCCGAGGCGUGUCGCGAGAAGCAAGGGAGGCCGUCUUCCUACGAGAACUUGCGGAGAAAGACUUCGCCCUGGCCUGCGGCUUGCCGCGGCUCUGGGCGGACUCCGCAGCUUCGAUCGGCGCGCUCAGAGCCAAACUUCUCGAACUGAGAAAAGUUAAGGGAACCGAGAAUCCGGCAAACUUCGCCACCAAGCACGCGGGCACGUCGCCUGGCUGCAGGACCGUGCUAGCCAAGCUCCCAAGGCCCGGGAACAAAGCGCAAGUGCGCUGGGUCAAAGGGGUCUGGACUGGCAAGCUGGAGCGCGACGACUCCCACGUGGUGCUGACGGAAGCAGGCGCACUCAACGUGAGGAGCGUCAGGCGACUGCCGCCGGAAACCCGGCACCAGACGGCAGCCGCUCUCAAAGCGUGCGGCCUGCCUUGGAACCCCAGAUUUGGCCGCGCAGCGCCAGCAGAGCGCAGCGAGCCGAUGAUGGUGCCAAUCCCUCUGGCCACGCCGGCCGAGGAGGUGGAGCGGCGAGAACCGCCCGGUGAGCGCUGGCUCUUUCACGACGGGCCACGGCCCGACGACGAGGCCCUCCUAGUGGAAGGAGCCGAGCAGGCCAGCAGGCUCCCGGACGCCAGUCCCACCGAGGAGCUGGCUCACGCCGACUUUUACCGGACUACGAACCGCGAAGGGGGGCAGAAGCGCGACUCUGCGGGUUCCUCCGCGAGCGCAGCGGCAGCACAGCAGCCGCCUGCAGCUAAGAGCCGCACGGAGCCCAAGAAGGCACCGCGGCUAGGAGCGCUCACUGAGCGCGAGGUGUGGCAGCACAUCGCUGCCUUAGCCGACGUGCCGCUCACCAACUACCAGGGUGAGCGGGACGCGUGGGUUGGGCAGGUGACAGACCUGCUGGACCGCAUGCUCGACCCUAAGCAGGUCGAGCAGGCACGCAAAGAGCAGCUGAGAAAGCUGUGGGACCGAGGCGCUUUCACGCCCGUGCUGCGGUCUGAAGUACCGCGCGGGGCGCAGCUCUUUAGGGCAAAGUGGGUCGACAAGUGCGACAAAGGGCGGUACAAGUCCAGAUGUACAUGCGCCGAUGUCAAGGCCCGCUACAGCCCAGAGCAGGAAGCUGGCAUGGACGUUUUCGUCCCAACGCCAACGCCCGAGAGUCACUCCCUUUUGGAAGUAGCAGCGCUACACAACGAAGGGUGGGUCACUAGGUCUUUGGAUAUAGUGGCAGCCUUCUUGAUUGGGAGGGACCGCGGUGCGGCGGAAGGCUGCCCGGUCUAUAUGCACGCGCCCGUGGAGUGGCGCGAGCUCUUUGACCAAUGGGUCUUGGAGCAGCCAACAAAGGACCAGCAGUGGUACCGAGACCACUUCCGGGACUUUGUGUUUAGGGUGGACGGCAACCUUUACGGCCGUAGAACGGCCGGGUCCGUCUACAGGGACGAGCUGGAGGAAGUCUUGACUGGCAAGCUCAGCAAGGACUACGACUUCCAGCGAGGCGUGAAGGACCCGUGCGUGUUCCUAGACCGCCGGUCCGGCUUGAUCCUUCUCCACCAUAUCGACGACAUUCGUGUCGCCGGGCCCAAGGCCGCAGUGCUGAAGUUCACCGAGGUGGAUCUCCCGGCACACUGCGAGAUAACGGUGGGAGAACUGGAGGAGUUCCGCAGUGCCGUCGGUAGUGCCAUCUACCUGUCGGCAGACCGGCGCGACAUACAGUUCGCCGUGAAAGAGCUGGCACGCAGAAUGCAGAACCCACGCAUCUGCGAUUGGCUCGCUGCGGAAACCCUCGCGCGAUACCUGCGGGCAACCCCGCGGUUUGGAAGAGUGGUUGUGCUGGACCCGGCGUCCAAGAGCACAGCCCUUCUGAACUUGGAGGUCUACUCAGACUCCGACUGGGCGGGGUGCCCAGAGACAAGAAGGAGCACAGACAACAUAGUUGCCUGUCUCGGGGGAGCAGUCAUCCAGACAAGCUGCCAGACACAGCCCGGCCUCCCAGCAACCUCCAGCGGAGACGCGGAGAUCCGAGGCGUGUCGCGAGCAGCAAGGGAGGCCGUCUUCCUACGAGAACUUGCGGAGAAAGACUUCGCCCUGGCCUGCGGCUUGCCGCGGCUCUGGGCGGACUCCGCAGCUUCGAUCGGAGCCGCCAAGCGGAUAGGCCCAGGGUCUAAACUUAGACACCUGGAAGUCGCGGAAUUUUUCGUCCAAGGCGCGCUCAGAGCCAAACUUCUCGAACUGAGAAAAGUUAAGGGAACCGAGAAUCCGGCAAACUUUGCCACCAAGCACGCGAAGACUGGACCGGAGGUGCGGCAAUCCCUGCCCUCCAUGGGCAUGGUGGACCUCGACGCAGUCGCAGGUGCCGCCGAGGCUCUUGCCCAAAAGGGCACGAUCAAGACAAUCCAGGCAAGCCCCUGGAAAAUGAGUCCGCCGACCAAGCUUCCGAGCUCGGCGCUCAUGGCCACAAUCGUGGCACUGCAGGUUCGACCUGCAAAGGCCCAAGGGCACGACUUCGCUGAGCUGGUGCUCGGCUUCGCGGCCCUAGGCUUCCUGGCCUUCUUGUGGAUGCUUUGGGGCCUCGUCUCCUGGCUCUGCAGGUGCAGACGCGAAAGGCACGAGCCUGAGCCCGAGGCUGAAGUGGAGCACCACGCCGAGCGUGCCGAGGAGCCGCCGCGUGCAGCCCCAAGGGCCACAGAGGUCUGGCUAAGGCCAGAAGCGCCAGAAGAGGCGCAAGCAGAAGCACCGAACCAGGCGCAGGCAGAAGCGCCGAACCAGGCGCAAGCACAAGGAGGUGGGCAGCAGCCCAGGGGGGCUCAAGAGCCAGAGCCUGAGGGCGAGCGGACCCCGGGUCCGCCCCCUGCGGCACACGUGCCACCACCACCGCCGCCCGCAGCACCAAGGGUGCGGCGCAGGCGUAGGGGACCGGAACCCCUUUCCGGGGACGACGAGCAUCUCUACGAGACAGCCUGUGGUGACAGGAUCCACCUGUUCACCAACUGCAACGGGUUGAGCUCCGUCCCACGGGAUCAAAUCCUGAUCGGUUUUCGCUGCCAUUGCGCAGCAGAUCCCCAGAACUCGGAGUACCUUUGGACCGGGUUCUCUUUUCAGGUGGCCACCGGCCGCGUCGUGCGCCGGUACCACGGCCAACAAAGAGGUUGCCCCUUCAUGGAGGGAGCAACAAUGAGGCAUCGAGUGUGCCUGCACUGCCGCAACGGGCACCAAAGCACCAAGCCCGGCAGUGCGGUGAACAACUCCCGCCUUUGGGUGCCUCCACCUUGA
Molecule: messenger RNA, 7587 nt
Organism: Symbiodinium sp. CCMP2592
Lineage: Eukaryota; Dinophyceae; Suessiales; Symbiodiniaceae
Source: the annotation of a GenBank genome assembly